This is a messenger RNA of Pyrgilauda ruficollis (rufous-necked snowfinch), 1736 nucleotides long. Its product is annotated as calmodulin-regulated spectrin-associated protein 3-like. Gene Ontology annotation, cellular component: microtubule minus-end. The record is from RefSeq and is a predicted model, not a curated record. NCBI's taxonomy places the organism in Eukaryota, Metazoa, Chordata, Aves, Passeriformes, Passeridae. The annotation marks the transcript as partial. The transcript is spliced from 4 exons. Gene Ontology annotation, biological process: cytoplasmic microtubule organization; negative regulation of microtubule depolymerization; neuron projection development. Gene Ontology annotation, molecular function: microtubule minus-end binding; calmodulin binding; spectrin binding.
GGCCACCCCUGCCACCCCCCCGGGUGUCCCCAACGGUGUCGCCGAGCCCCCCGAGCCCCCCAGCAUUGAGGAGGCUCUGCAGAUCAUCCACAGCUCCGAGCGCCUCCUCCCCGACGGAGCCCCCGACGCUUUUUUCCUCCACUCCCCGGAGCCUCCCCCUCCUCAAAAUCCUCUUGGGAACCCCCAAAAUCUUUCUGGGAACUCUUCAAAUCUUUCUGGGAAUUCUCAAAAUCCUCCUGGGACCCCCCAAAAUCCUCCCCAAAAUCCUCUCCAAAAUCCAACCCGCCCCAUGACCAGCUUUGCCGAGCGUAAAAAGAAACUGGAGGAAGCCACCAGUGGCGCCCCAGCAAAUCCUCCUGGGGGUCUCGGCGUUAAUUUGGGGGGGGUCUCCACCACUCCUGGGGGUCCCCCAGAAGCGGGCGGGGGUCUCAGCGCCGAGAUGUCGCAGCUGGGAGCUCGUUUGGAGGAGAAACGCCGCGCCAUCGAGGCUCAAAAAAAACGAAUCGAGGCCAUUUUCGCCAAGCACCGCCAGCGCCUGGGGCAAAACGCUUUGCAGCGCCUCCGCCACGAUGAGGAGGGGGCUUCUCCCGCCCCUCCCGAGGAGGAAUUGAGUCUGGGGGCUUCUCAAAAACCUCCUCAAGCCCCUCCCGGGCAGUACGAAGCAGCCGUGGCCAGGCUGAGCGCGGCGCUGAGCUCGCUGCAGCUGGACAUGCAACGCUUGACGCAGCAACAGGAGCGGCUCCUGCUGGAGCAGAGACCCCACGGAGCCCCCCAAGCUUGGGUGAUCCCCCUCCCCAAAUCCGCCAAGACCCCCUCGGCACCCCCAAAAAACACCCCGGGCUCUCCAGCGCCCGCCCGCAGAGGAGGAGGAGGAGGAGGAGGAGGAAGCAACAACAACAACGCGGGAAAUUCCACACCAGCACCAGCGGGAGGAGGAGCCGCCGCUUCUGUCGCGAUAUCAGCGGGCGGAGUCGCGACUGGGGGGUCUCGGAAGCCCCCUCCCCGCAGCCCGAGGAGACCCCGGCCCGCGGAGCUGCGGCUGCCGCCCCUGACGCGGGUGCUGACCCCUCCCCACGACGUGGACACGCUGCCGCACCUGCGGCGCUUCUCGCCCAGCCAGGUGCCCGUGCAGACCCGCAGCUCGCUGCGCUUCGCCGACGGCCAGGAGGAGCGGGACGAGGACGAGGAGAGACCCCCGCCCGCCCCGGUGCCCCCCGAGUCCCCCCCGGUGCCCGGCAAGGGGACCCUGCGUGCCAGGGCCUGCGGGGAUGGCACCAGCGACGUGUCCCUGUCCCCUGGGGACAAGGGGACAGCCGGGGGACACCGGGACGAGGACGAGGAGGACGAGGAGGAGGAGGACGAGGAGGAGGAGGAGGAAGGAGAAGGGGACUCGCUGGAGGGGUCCCCCACUGAGGGGGGCAGCGGGGGGACCCGCGCCAGCGUCGGCUUCUUCUGUAAGCUGGAUGACACCGACCCCUCCCCCCCCCGCCGCGAUUUCACCCGCCUGGAGUACGAGCGGCGGCAGCAGCUGAAGCUGAUGGAGGAGCUGGAGAAGGUCCUGAGACCCCCCCGCGGGACCCCCGCCCCAAAAUCUGCCGCUGGGGGAGGGGGGGGCAACGCCCGGGGAGCCCCCCGAGACCCCCACCCCCAAAUUAGGGGAGGGGGCUCGGGGAGAGCUCGGCCCCGCUGCUGCGACGACUCCGCCCUGGGGAGGAGCCCCCCCAAAGGGCUGCUGG